AUUAACUUUUUUAUAAAUUAAAUUAGAAAUCAAAACAAUGCUUGGAAAAAAGAAACGAAAGCGUGGAAGACCUCCAACAAUUAAGAUAGAAGAAAGUUCACCAUCUACCUCCACAUCAAAGACAGCAUCAUUUGCUAAAGAUGUUGAACAGAAAAUAUUGCGGACUGAAGAAAUCGUUCUUAUCGAAGAUUUUAUGGUGAAAAAACGAAAACAGAGACACCAACAGUCUAAAUCAAAGGAUGAUUGUGUAGUCAAACAGGAGGUGGUAAUUCAAAGUACUAAGAAGGAUUUAAAUGAAAUUGAAAGUAAUGAUAAUCAGGAUAAAGAUCGAAUCAAAGUGAUGAAGGAGGAAGUUUGCUACUUAACAAAUUUACUUAAUCCUGAUGGUCCAGUGAGUUUGCUGUGUCUUAAUCAAAAUCAGAAUGUUGCACUUGAUGGAUAUGUUGAAAUAGCUGUUUUGCUUGGAGCUGUUGAAAUUAAUGGUUAUCAAAUCAAUGGAAGCCCUGAUCCACAGUUUUACGAUGUGUUUUCUCCAACUUUGUCCAGCUUGCAAUAUUUAAAGGAUGUAUCGCCUUGCAAACCAUCGAUUGAAGCUGUUAAAACACUUCGAGAAAGUUUAAACAGUCUUCUCAAGGAAGAACAAAAAACAUUUUUUGAAACAAAAGAUGCAGAAGAAAUAACUUCCUAUAUACUAAUGAAGAAAAUGAAAACACACUUGCCGCCUUUGCUUUCAAAACUAAACAACUAUCAAGACUUGAAGGAAAUACCACAGGUAUUUUCAGAGCCCUUCGAAUUACCUGUUUUACAAACUGAUGAAUGGAGGGAUAUCAUCUGUGAUAUGGAUGUUGAUAUAUCAAAAAGAAAUCCCCAUGAGUGUCAGUGUUCUGUUUUACUUUGUGGAGGGAAAGAUGUUGGAAAGUCAAGUUUUUGUCGUUAUAUAAUCAACAAGAUGUUGUGCAAACACGGUGCAGUAUUUUAUUUGGAAUGUGACUGUGGUCAAACUGAAUUUACACCACCAGCUAUCCUUUCACUAGUCAAAGUUACAAAGCCAUUACUUGGUCCACCAUUUACCCAUCAACAAAAGCCAUUAAAAUCAUACUUUUAUGGUCACAUAUCUCCACAAGAUGCUCCAACAGAAUAUAUUAACCUCAUUAAAAAAUUGUUUGAAACAUAUCAAAAGGAAUAUCUUAAUGUUGGUCCAUUAGUGAUUAAUCAACAAGGAUGGGUGCGAGGCCUUGGAUUAUCAUUACUUGUUGAUUGCAUACGUAUAACUUCUCCCUGCUUUACCAUUCAAAUCGAUUCCAAUACAGUGGAAUCCCGAAACCUUGCAAAUGAUUUAAGCAAAGACUUUGUAGAUUCUCAAUCUGGCUGGAGUAUAAGCCAAGAUUAUGAAAGUAUAAAACGCUCUCAUCCAUGUAUUUAUUUGAAACUCAAAAAUGCCAAGGUGUUGGAUAAAGUAAAUUCUGUAAAAAACAAAUCUCUUACAUCCAGAAAUCUUGCACUGACGGCAUAUUUCAGUGAUAUGUUUGAAAAGCAUCAAAACGUACCCAUGCCUCCAUCUUUGUCAGCAUUAACACCUUAUCGUGUCAAAUGGUGUGAUGUAGCUAUACACUGCUUGCAUCAAAAUAUUUCAUUUGAUCUAUUGAUGUAUGCUUUAAACAUGACAGUUGUUUGUUUGGCUCAAGUUGACAACAACAUUAUAGGGCCAUCAGAUGAGCUAAAUCCACAUCUUCCACUACAGUUACUGGAACAACCUCAAGCAGAAUUUCUUGGCUUAGGUAUGAUUCGUAACAUUGAUCCUGUGAACCAUCUGUUCUAUAUCCUGACACCAGAACCUUUAGAUGUUGUGAAUAAAGUGAACGCAUUGAUCAAAGGAAACAUUCAGUUGCCACAUACUUAUUUACUAGAUGAUGAGAACAGUACACAGCCUUACUAUUGUUAUGACUAUCCAUCCCUCAGCUCAAAAAUCUCAAGUGGAUUAAAACCGAGGUUUAAUUUGAAAAGAAAACCAUCAAGACUAAAGAACAGUUUUGGUGAGCGUGCAUAAGAAAGGAAUUACGUACUUUUUAAAAAUGUUUUUGUUUAUAAUAUCACAGAUACAAUACUUUUUUAAAUAUA
Molecule: messenger RNA, 2118 nt
Organism: Hydractinia symbiolongicarpus
Lineage: Eukaryota; Metazoa; Cnidaria; Hydrozoa; Anthoathecata; Hydractiniidae
Product: polynucleotide 5'-hydroxyl-kinase NOL9-like
Exons: 15
Coding region: 38-2047 (669 amino acids)
Biological process (GO): cleavage in ITS2 between 5.8S rRNA and LSU-rRNA of tricistronic rRNA transcript (SSU-rRNA, 5.8S rRNA, LSU-rRNA)
Cellular component (GO): nucleus
Molecular function (GO): polynucleotide 5'-hydroxyl-kinase activity
Source: RefSeq, a predicted model, not a curated record